This is a messenger RNA of Acanthamoeba castellanii str. Neff, 2055 nucleotides long. Its product is annotated as protein kinase domain containing protein. Bases 1 to 2055 code for a protein of 684 amino acids. NCBI's taxonomy places the organism in Eukaryota, Discosea, Longamoebia, Acanthamoebidae. The transcript has 11 exons. Gene Ontology annotation, cellular component: cytoplasm. Gene Ontology annotation, biological process: neuron projection morphogenesis; regulation of MAPK cascade; MAPK cascade. Gene Ontology annotation, molecular function: protein serine/threonine kinase activity; ATP binding. The record is from RefSeq and is a predicted model, not a curated record.
AUGAAUGAAACCGAGGCAGUAGAGGACUACUACGAGAUCCUCGAAGUUGUAGGCAGCGGGAACACGGGCAAUGUGUACCGGGCGAGAGACAAGGCCACGGGCCAAAUUGUGGCGGUAAAGCGCAUCAUGCUGGAUACCGACGAACCGAAUCAAUUGAAGAAAAUACUGCUCGAGAUCAAGAACUUGAAGGAUUGCGAGAGUCCCUACAUCACCUCCUUCUAUGGCAGCUACCUCAAGGGCCAGUAUCUUUCAAUCGUCAUGGAAUUUUGUGGCCUUGGCUCUCUCAAGCGACUCAUGACGAAGCUGCGAUCGCCCCUCUCCGAACGCGAGAUUGCCGCCGUUCUACACCAGGUCCUCAAAGCCCUCAUCUACCUCCACAACGCCAAGCUCAUCCAUCGCGACAUCAAAGCCGACAACAUCCUCUUGAACGAGUUGGGCCAAGUCAAAGUCGCUGACCUCGGAGUCGCAACGACGCUGGCCCACACGAUGGACCGCCACCGCACCGCCACAGGCACGCCCUAUUGGAUGGCGCCCGAGCUGGUGUUGGAGCAGGACUAUGGGACGGGCGUCGAUAUCUGGUCGCUGGGCAUCACCUGCAUCGAGUUUGCCGAGACCAAGCCGCCCUACUUCGACAUGCUUCCCAUGCGCGCGCUCUUUAUCAUCGCAUCGGGCGACGAUCAGGUGCCUACGCUCAAGAAGCCCGAGGAGUGGUCAUCCCUCUUCCGCGACUUUAUCGCCGUGUGCCUCGUCCGCGACCCCGACAAACGAUACACCGCCCAACAGCUCCUCAACCACGUGUUCGUGUCGGGGCAAACGGACGAGGAGAGCAAGGAGGUGCUUCGAGAGCUCAUCGCCCGACUCCAGGGCGCCACCUCCAAGCAGGAGAAGCAGAAACAAAUCGACGGCGAGCUGGACAAGCUGUUGCGAGACAUCUCGCCCUCGGGCGCCGGUGGCGGCAACAACGGCGGCGGGCGAGCCUCGGGUUCGCUGGGAAGCAAGGCGGGCGCGAAGGUGGCCGCCACCCUUCUCUCGGAGAAGAGCGGGGCCAAGCUGGGCAUCCUGCCGGCCCAGAAGAUGGUGUCGCCCGACCUCGAGCAGAGCCAGCGGGAGAAGCGCACCGUGAAGAUCGAACCGCCCGAGGAGAUCAUCCGCUCGACGUCGUCGUCGCCCAACUCGCCCUCGUCGUCGUCGUCGACCUCCCUCUCCGAGUACGAGCGGAAGGCCAAGGAGGAGAACAGCGAAGAGCAUCGGAUCAAGCUCUCGCGACGACGCUCGGCGCCGCCCACCAAGAAGGCGGGCCGCUUCCGCCGCAGCGGCGAUCAACUCUUCGGCCUCUGCGACGAGUGCUCUCUCUCCACCGAGGAUGGACCGUGGUGCGGGGAGUACAAGCACGAGAGGGAGAAGGAGAAGAUCAAGUACGACAGCAGACACCUGGACGACCUGGUGAUGAAGAUGAUGGACAAGCACUCGGGCCUGCCCCUGCGAAAGAAGAAGAUGGGCCUCCUCAAGCUCACCACCAUCCUCUACUUCACCGGCACCGACCUCAUCGACUGGCUGCUCAAGCGGGUUGAGCUGAGGGACAGGGAGGAGGCGGGGGCGGUGGCGAAGAAGCUGCUGGUGAACGGGUACAUCACACAGAUCACGGAGCGGGAGAAGAUCGACGACGAGGAGGCCAUGUUCAGAUACGAGAAGGUGUUGGCCUCCGCCUCCAAAAAGAGCGGAGGCAAGGCGGGAGGGGACAAGCAGUCGUCGUCGGGCGUGCCGCUCCUCACCAUCGGCAAGCUGAGCGGCGGCGGCAAGGGCAUCGACGGCAAGAGCCCGCGGCGGAGCGGAGGCUUUCCGUCGUCGCCGCUCGGCUCGCCGGCGCACCACAACCAACAACAGGGCUUCGUGUCGCCGCCGACGCCUCCGCCUCCACCGCCGGCCGUGGUCAAGGAGUCGCCGCGGCUGCGGACCAACACCCACAAGUUCGCAGCCGACUUCGAGAAGCUGCAGGUCCUCUCUGAUCGCCGUCGCUCGUGCGCGCCCAACACCAUCAAGCCCAUCAAGCCCUGA